Sitodiplosis mosellana (orange wheat blossom midge) is the source of this 2108-nucleotide messenger RNA. It is a transcript of the gene bumpel, whose product is annotated as sodium-coupled monocarboxylate transporter 2. The coding region runs from base 252 to 2027 and encodes 591 amino acids. Gene Ontology annotation, biological process: sodium ion transport; transmembrane transport. NCBI's taxonomy places the organism in Eukaryota, Metazoa, Arthropoda, Insecta, Diptera, Cecidomyiidae. The record is from RefSeq and is a predicted model, not a curated record. Gene Ontology annotation, cellular component: membrane. Gene Ontology annotation, molecular function: symporter activity. The transcript has 11 exons.
UUGGAACCUUGAUACGAUUUGUUAAUGAAAUCAGUUCAGCGAAAUCUUUGUCAUUUUGGUGGCGAUCGUGCUCUUUAACCGAUGUAAUUUUUUUCCGUGAGGAUCCGACGAUAACAUAUUUCGGGUUUGUGGAAAAUAUUCAAGUGCCAAGGCACAGUCCGGAAAGAGGAUUCUUUAUUGAUUGAAUCGCAUUGUUCAGUGUGAAUUUUGUAUAGAAAAAAUUGAAGAGAAAUAGUGGAAAUUAAUCGAAAAUGCCGGAUAUAAGUGAUGUGCUUGAGUUGCAAUUGCAACGAUUUUCCUGGUCUGACUACACAUGUUUUGUCAUGAUGCUGUUGGUGUGCAUCGUGAUUGGCAUUUACUUUGGAUUUUUCGAGAAAAAGCCCAAUACUGAAGAUGAGUAUUUGGUAGGUGGAAGAAAUAUGCCUAUUGUGCCUGUUGCAUUCUCUCUUGUGGCUAGUUUCAUAAGUGGAAUUACGUUUGUGGGGCUGCCUACGGAAGUAUAUUCGUUCGGCAUACAAUAUUUGUACAUAUCAGGUGGUGUUUUAUUAAUGGGAUUUUUUAUGAGCACAUUCUAUUUGCCAGUAUUUCAUGAAUUGAACAUUACGUCGACAUACGAGUACUUGGAGGCUCGAUUUGAUCGUCGUUUGAGAAUGUUCGGUGCGGUGAUGUUUACUAUAAUGAACGUUGCAUAUCUGCCAAUUGUGGUUUAUGUGCCUGCAUUGGCAUUCAACCAAGUUACUGGAGUGAAUAUUCACACAAUCACACCGAUAGUGUGCAUCAUUUGUGUGUUCUACACAUGUGCGGGUGGAUUGAAAGCUGUCGUAUGGACUGACGUUAUUCAAACCGUUUCGAUGUUUGGCGCAUUGAUUAUCGUCGCAGUUAAAGGUACUUUGAAUGUUGGUGGCUCCAAUAUUGUGUUUUCCGAAGCUUGGAAUACUGGUCGAAUUGAAGCACCAAUAUUGGAUAUUGAUCCAACUAUUCGGCAUUCAUUAUGGUCGCAGGUAGUCGGUGGCAUUUUAUAUUGGCUACAAGCUAAUGCUGUCUCCCAAAACAUGAUUCAACGCUAUUUGGCGCUACCCACUUUAAGAGCAGGCCGAAUUGCACUCUAUAUUUUCAUUUCUGGUGUAAUAACUCUGAUGCUAUUGUGUUCCUAUAUUGGAUUGCUAAUCUAUGCCACGUACAAAGAUUGCGAUCCAUUGACAACAAAAUUGGCUUCGGCUCGAGAUCAGUUAUUGCCACUGUUUGUGAUGGAUACGCUUGGUGGUGUUCAUGGGCUGACAGGUUUAUUCGUAGCUGGGGUUUUCAGCGCUGCUCUUAGCUCUCUAUCGACAUGCUUAAAUUCAAUGUCUGCCAUCGUUUUGGAAGAUUUUGUUAAACCGUUUGUAAAGAAACCGUUAUCAAACACAGCCAUCAAUUGGAUUAUGCGAAUGGUUGUCGUUGUCAUGGGUACCAUUUGCGUUGCUCUUGUUGUUGUUGUGCAAAAAAUGGGAACUGUACUUCAGUUGACUAUGAGCUUGGAAGCCAUUACAAACGGGCCAUUGCUGGGAAUUUUCACCAUUGGCAUUCUUCUACCCUGGAUCAAUGCAACGAAUACGUUGAUUGGUGGAAUUUGUGGUGUGAUUGCGAUGUCGUGGGUUAGCUUGAACGCACAAUGGGCCAUUGCUUCGGGUGCUAUUCGUUUCGAGCACAAACAAAUGUCGAUUAGUAAUUGUUCAUAUGAUUUUGAGUUAGCGGUUGAUCCGGUGUUCAUUGAUGAACCUGAAACAUUUGCGCUGUAUCGAAUUUCUUACAUGUGGUACACUGCCUUCGGUUGCCUAACCACAAUGAUGGUAGCAGGUUUGGGGACGUUUAUCACUGGUGCCAGUGACUCCACACUGGUUGACCUCAAAUUGCUUGCACCAUGCAUAAGAAAGUAUAUUCGAGUUGAUGAUCGUGUUAGAAAAUUACCGAAAAAAUCCCAUCCAAAUCGAAACGUCAUCCCAGAAGUCGACGAAGAAAGCAUUGGAGAUAAAGAAUCGGCCCUAUAAAAAGAUCCAUAACCUACAUCGAAAUGCGUUAAAAAUCAAUUUAAUCUAUUGAAUGAAUAAAAUCGACAAAUUCCAAAACAA